Molecule: messenger RNA, 996 nt
Organism: Neoarthrinium moseri
Lineage: Eukaryota; Fungi; Ascomycota; Sordariomycetes; Amphisphaeriales; Apiosporaceae
Exons: 1
Coding region: 1-996 (331 amino acids)
Source: RefSeq, a predicted model, not a curated record
AUGACCAGAGCCCUGCCGUCCGGGCUCCUACCUCGCCUGGGAGUGUCGCCUGCAGCACCGCGCCUCGCCCUCCGCCCAGCUCAGCUCCAUCCGGCGACGCGGCGCUCAUGGACCGACCUGAGAAGCAAGAAGCCACGGCCCGAGCCCCGACCGCACCGCGGCCUCGUGCCUGAGCGUAUCCUGCCGUCCACCGCCGCGGCUGCCAAACCACCCAGAGAUGCGGCGCCGGGCCCGAAAGCGCAGCUCCUGCGGCUCGGCCUGGGCCUGCCGGCCCACGUGAAGCGGCUGCACGGGGUGGACCUCAAGCCGAACCCGUGCAACGUGGCGGCGUUCGCCAGCGCUCAGCACUGCGUCGACCUGCGCGCCGUCAAGUACCUGGACGACGUGGUGCACCCGUUCGCGCAGUCGGUCGUGGACCGGUUCGCGGCCGCGCACCAGACGGCCCCGCUCUGGUGGUCCGUCAACGCCUUCGGCGACGGCACGCCCUUCGUCAUCAACACGGCCGAGCGCCUGCUGAGCCGCGCCGUGCGCCUGGCCCUCGAGGCCGCCGGCUACGACCGCGACGGCCGCGCCCUGGACGGCCGCGGGCCCGCGGCGCAGCCCGAUAUCUACGGCACCCUGCGCGUCACCUGCGCCCACCCCGUCAUCCUCUGCCAGAAGAAGUUCGAGGCCGAGAUCGCGCCCAUCGGCGUGGCCGUCGUCCAGGCCGCCAUCGCCAAUCUUCAAGCGCAGCAGCGGGCGGCGCCUCGCCACGCCCAAGGAGCUACGAAAAUGCCACAGGCACGCAGAGCACUAGGUGCUGCAGGCCUAGGAAGUCCGCGGAUGUCGUCCGACGAGUGGUCCGAGAGAGGGCAAUAUCGGUCUUCGAAAGCGCGAAACGAGAAGGCUGCCCCCCGAGAUGGCCAUCGGGACAGCGCUCAACCCAACCGCAGCGCGGGCAGGCCGCCAUCUGGUUCGAGGAGUAUUUUGCGCGGAACCAAAGAUCGGGCCAAAUAA